AUGUCAACACCCCCAUCACAGCGCCCUCGAUCCUCAUCCAGGCCCAAAGCGAGCUGGAUGACACCCUCUCCGCCCGUCCCCCCUCCCGGCAAUAUGAUGAGCACGACGCACCCCGCCUCCCGGCCUGGCACUCCCCACGCAACCAACGACGCCGGCGUCGCCGGCAUGAUGAGGCCCCGCGUCAAGAAACCGCGAGACCGCCGCCGCCGCGGAACGGAGAUCCUGACGGGGAAAGACCUCGUCGCGCAAAUCGCCGCCAUCACGGGCGAUAUGGAUGAGGGGCCGGAGGUGCGCACGUCGCCGCCGCCGCGGAAGACGAGGAGGAGGGCGGCGGCACCCGGACAGGCAGGGGUGGGACAGGAGGUCGGAGGAUCGUUAACGCCCGCCGGCUCGCGCCGCCGCCGCACGAGACAACUACCUGCGCCACGGACGCCGACGUCGGCGCUGCAGAGGCCGCUGCGGUCGCUCGAUGCUUUCUCGGCGGAGGGGAAGAGCUCGUCGAGCGCCCGCGUCAUCGGCAGCAAGCAGGCUGGUCGGUAUCGCACCAGGUCUUCGCGUUUCCGUGACGCAGAAACCCCGCCGGGGCCGGAUCAUUCGGGAGCCGGGAGGAAGGGGGGAUCGGACGGCGCUGCUGGCGAGAUAUUCUUCGAGCCGGGGCCGGCGUACGCCGAGUACGUGGAGCGUGCGGGCAGCGGUGGCGCUUGGCCGGAGGGGGGAUAUCAGUGGGACAGGUAUCUUGCUGGAGGAGCGGGGGCGGAGGCACAUGUCGAUGCCGGGUUUGAGAAUUGUUUUCUGCUGGACCCGAUGCCGGUACUGGGUGAGGGCGAGAAGUGGGUUCCGAUUGAUCCGGCGCUGUUGGAUGAGGGGGGACAGCAGGAGCAGCAAGAGCAGCAAGAGCAGCAAGAGCAGCAAGAGUAG
Molecule: messenger RNA, 918 nt
Organism: Diplodia corticola
Lineage: Eukaryota; Fungi; Ascomycota; Dothideomycetes; Botryosphaeriales; Botryosphaeriaceae
Exons: 2
Coding region: 1-918 (305 amino acids)
Source: RefSeq, a predicted model, not a curated record